This is a messenger RNA of Fusarium coffeatum, 894 nucleotides long. RefSeq lists its product as uncharacterized. The transcript has 4 exons. Bases 1 to 894 code for a protein of 297 amino acids. The record is from RefSeq and is a predicted model, not a curated record. NCBI's taxonomy places the organism in Eukaryota, Fungi, Ascomycota, Sordariomycetes, Hypocreales, Nectriaceae.
AUGGGGGCCAACGCAGAACUGGCUCCAUACUCAGCUUUCAAAGGCGUCCUCGAGAUGAAUUCGUAUGUUGACAUCGUUGUCCCCGACAUACAGACCAACGACGACGCAGAGGGCCUUGAGUUUGAGUUUCAGAGCUUCGUCAGGACCAUGAAUUUGGACCUUGAGAAGCUUAAGAAGAACCAGAACAACGACACUGCUGGAACAAGAAUCUCCCGUCCCGCACCCAUCGACGUUCUUAACGAAUAUGACUCAGACCCGCAAAACAAGCAUGUCACCACCGGACAAGCAGGCAACCGAGACGAGAUGGCGGUCGCUCCAAAGGCGCUCAUACUGGUACACGCUGUCCAGUUAUUGCUUUUUACUCCACAAGCAUGGGAUAGGGACCGACCCUAUACUAGGAUCGCCAGCGAUUACCCUCAUCGCUUCCCAACGCCAGUCGAAGUUGGCGGAGACACUGAAAAGCGUGUUGCAAACACAUUUUCAAUGGAAGACCUUCAUCGGGCCAUUCUUCUCUUCUACCAGCUGGUCAUCCGUCGUUUAGGCCGCGGUGCCUGGAUUGGGCGUCCCGCACCGACGAUGGAGUCCCAGUUCCCUGGGUACGUCAAACCCGAGCUCGCCCGCUUGGCCGAUGUCCCGGAUGUUCCUAUAUCAGGCACUGCAAGACUCCGACUAGCCGAGGCUGUCCAAAUGGAGGACGUCGCCAUUUCUCAAAGGGAGAUUCGCGCCCGCGCCCGGGAAUACGCCAGGCAAAUAGGGGAAAAGGAACGGGAGGAAGGACGCAUUCCGUUCCCCAGAGAAAAGUUGGUGGCUUACAGUUCCCAGGCUAUGUGGACCAUGAUCUCGUUCGCUUCGCCGUGUCCGCAGCCGCAAGCGAGAACGCGCACGGGAACUUAG